AUGCCGAGAGCCGCCUUGAUCUGGCUCUCGGCAAAUCACGGUUCACUUGACCUGCCCAACCACACCCGCCCGCAAACCCCGCACACACACUCACACGCCGCGCCAGCAGCCACCGCCACCCGCCGCGCCGCGACCCGCCGCCCCCUCCCGGCCGCGACCCGCCGCCCUCUGCCUCCGUGCCGGCGGCCUCCACCCAUCUCCCGUCCCGCCACCCACCACCCCCAACUCCGCCCCCACCUCGCCCCCUCCCCGCCGCCACCCUGCCCGCAACCCGCGUCCGGGCCGGCGGCGUCCACCCCGCCGCUCCCCGCUGCCACCCAGCUCGCCCCCUACAGCCCGCCCUCGCCGACCUCCCACCCGCCCCCACCAGCCCCCCACCCGCAGUGCCCAGUGCCCACCGCCAGCCCCCCACCCGAGAGGGAGGAGACAGAAGAGGAAGAGGAAGGGAGGAGCAGGCAGGGGAAGGAGGGAGGAGCAGGAAGAGAGAGGAGGGGCUCCACCGCCGGAGCUGUUCGUCAUCGGCGGCCAUCCGUGUCGUCGUCGGAGCACCGCGUCGGCCAACUCCACCGCCACCAAGGUAAUGGUCAGUAG
This is a messenger RNA of Sorghum bicolor (sorghum), 591 nucleotides long. Its product is annotated as extensin-like. The transcript has a single exon. The coding region runs from base 1 to 591 and encodes 196 amino acids. NCBI's taxonomy places the organism in Eukaryota, Viridiplantae, Streptophyta, Magnoliopsida, Poales, Poaceae. The record is from RefSeq and is a predicted model, not a curated record.